This is a messenger RNA of Diaporthe citri, 879 nucleotides long. RefSeq lists its product as uncharacterized. Bases 1 to 879 code for a protein of 292 amino acids. The transcript has 2 exons. The record is from RefSeq and is a predicted model, not a curated record. NCBI's taxonomy places the organism in Eukaryota, Fungi, Ascomycota, Sordariomycetes, Diaporthales, Diaporthaceae.
AUGGCGAGCCAGAAGAAUGUCGAGUUCCGGACAGCAGAUGGUGUCACUCUUCGAGGACGGUUACUCUUCAACGCAGUCAAGGAGAUGGUCGGCGUCCCGUCGGCCGCGCAGCACUUCCAAGACAGCGGCUUCACCGUCCUGCUCUUCGACUCCCGCAGCGUCGGGCAGAGCGACGGCACGCCGCGCAACGACAUCGACCCCUUCAAGCAGACAGAGGACCUGAGCGACGCGCUGACCUUCCUGGCCGCGCAGCCCUCGGUCGACCCGGCGCGCCUGGGGGUCUGGGGCAUGUCGCUAGGCGGCGCCGUGGCGCUGUGCACGGCGUGCUUCGACACGCGCGUGCGCUUCGCCGUCGGCGUGUGCCCGGCCGUCGAGUACCGGUACGACGGCGCCAAGCUCCCCAGGGUGCUGGCCAAGGUGACGCGGGACCGCGAGUCGCGCAUCAAGGGCAACGCCCCCCUCUACGUGCCCAUGAUGGACGAGGCCCGCGGCGAGAACCCGGCCGGCUUCGACCUGGGCGUCGAGAAGGCCGCCGCGCUGCGCAUCCUCGGCGCCCGCGACGACUCCAUCGCCACCCGCACCGAGCUCGCUCCGGGACACGUCAACCGUACCACCAUCCAGUCAUACCUCCGCAUCCUCAUGUGGCGGCCCGCGGGCCUGUGGGCCGAGCACCUAAGGGUGCCGACGCUGCUCGUCGUGCCUGAGGACGACGCCUUGGUGGGGAUGGAGCGCAACAGGGAGGUUUUUGAGAGCUUGGAGUGCCCCAAGAGUAUGCGUGUGGAGCCUGGACGAGGGCACUUGGACAUUUUGGAAGGGGAGAACCUCCCUGAGCUGAUGAAAAUCCAGUCGGACUUCGUAUCGCAAGCUUUGAAGAAGUAA